This is a messenger RNA of Brugia malayi, 1737 nucleotides long. RefSeq names its product Protein phosphatase 2C containing protein. The coding region runs from base 1 to 1737 and encodes 578 amino acids. Gene Ontology annotation, molecular function: cation binding; protein serine/threonine phosphatase activity. The record is from RefSeq and is a predicted model, not a curated record. Gene Ontology annotation, biological process: protein dephosphorylation. The transcript is spliced from 15 exons. Lineage: Eukaryota; Metazoa; Nematoda; Chromadorea; Rhabditida; Onchocercidae.
AUGGGUGCCUAUCUUAGUAAACCAAUAACCGAAAAAAUAUCUGAAUGUGGUGGCAAUGAGCGAAUUUAUUAUGCUGCGACAAGUAUGCAAGGAUGGCGCAUCAAUCAAGAGGAUGCGCAUAAUUGUAUUAUAAAUUAUGAUGAGGAUUCUUCUUUUUUCGCAGUGUACGACGGUCAUGGAGGAAGUGAAGUGGCACAAUACAGUGCACACCAUUUACCAGAUAUGUUGAAAGGAAAUAAUUCAUGGUUUUCGGGUAAUUACGCAAAAGCUAUACAGGAUACUUUCUUGGAAUUAGAUGAAUUAUUAAGAUCCGAAGCAGUUAUGAGAGAAUUGAAGAAAAUGGCAGGUGGUGUAAUACCGAAACGUGAAGAAUUAAGCGAUAUUGACGAAGACAAGCAAGCAUUAUAUGAAGAAGCUGGAAUGCCAAUUGAAACCAUACUGGAGAGAUAUGGAAUUAUUUUACAUCGAGAGCAGAAUGGAAAGCAGGCAGUCAUAGAUCUUGACGAGUUGCGGGCACAGAUUGAACAGCAAGACGGAGGAGAGGAUCAGGUGCAGAAAAUGGAAGAGUCUGAGGAGAAAAUUGAAGAGAACGGAUCAAAAGUAUUGGAACAGGGAGGAAAUCGAAAAGAUCAGGAUAGCGAUACUGUGAUCGAUAAAGAAGUUAAAGCUGAUGAAAAUCAGCUCAGAAAGUCGGAAGAAAAGGGACUGGAAGAAAAAGCCAGAAAACGACCCAGUGACUCCUCAUCAAGUAUCCUGAAAAUGAAACGCACCAAAUCCUUAGAUGAUGUUGAAGAAGACAUAACAGAAAGUCAGAACAAAGCUACACUCUUAGGUAGAUCAGCGGUCGGUGAAACAGUGGCUGUGAUUCAAGAUGAAAGAUGCGAAAGUGCUGGGGAAAGUGAAGCGGUAAAUAGUGAGCCGGAAGUCGCUGGUCCUGCAGAAGUUGAUGCUACUAUAACUUCGAUCGAUUCAGGUGAUGGAGAUGGCUCUCUGCCAUCCGGGGAGAUUCCUCAUCCUUCUGCAACUUUGGAGGGACAAGUUACGUUUUCUUCGGAUUCAGAGUCAGUAGAUGAAGAUUACAAUGCUGACGAAGAAAUGAGUGAUGGUGAAGAGGAGGAGGAAGUGGAUGAUGAGGAAAUUGAUGAUACUGAUCAGGCCUAUUCUUGCCCAUCGGGUGAUACUCCAGGUGAAGAUUCAGGCACGACAGCAUGCGUUGUCAUAGUUUUCAAGGAUAAGGUAGUAGUUGGCAAUGCGGGUGAUAGUCGGGCAGUGCUGUGUCGUGACGGUAUGGCUGUUGAACUGUCGGUUGAUCACAAGCCAGAAGAUGACACAGAGAGGAGGCGAAUUGAAACAGCUGGAGGCGAAAUUAGUAUCGAUGGUCGAGUUAACGGUGGCUUGAAUCUUUCCAGAGCCUUAGGUGAUCAUUUCUAUAAGAAAAAUGCUGCAUUACCAUUAAAAGAACAGAUGAUCUCGGCAUUACCGGAUGUUAAACAGUACAAAAUUUUAGAAGGCGACGAAUUUAUCAUUAUUGCUUGCGAUGGUAUAUGGAAUUCCCUCACUAGUCAAGAAGCGGUUGAUUUCGUACGACGAAGGAUAAAUGAUGGUGUCAAUCUAAAGGACAUCUGCGAACAGAUUUGUGAUCACUGCUUGUCACCAAAUACAGCUGGAGAUGGUACUGGUUGUGAUAAUAUGACGAUAAUUGUAGCACAAAUAUUGCGCUCGGCAACGUCAUCCUAA